Messenger RNA from Oryza sativa Japonica Group (Japanese rice), 1899 nucleotides. RefSeq names its product dolabradiene monooxygenase. The record is from RefSeq and is a predicted model, not a curated record. Lineage: Eukaryota; Viridiplantae; Streptophyta; Magnoliopsida; Poales; Poaceae. Gene Ontology annotation, molecular function: iron ion binding; heme binding; monooxygenase activity.
ACAUGUACACACCCACGCUGCCAAAAACUGAAAGCUAGCUAGCCGCUCAAGCAAGCAUGGCGCACGACGCAAAAAUGGCGGAUGUACUAUCUCAGGGUUACGUCUACCUCGCCAUGGCUCUCGUGGCGCUGCUCGGCGUGCUGCUCACGAAGUGCAGCCGCACGGCGACGGCUCAGCGGCGGCUGCCUCCGGGGCCAUGGCAGCUGCCGGUCAUCGGCAGUCUGCACCACCUCAUCGGCAAGCUCCCGCACCACGCGAUGCGCGAUCUUACGCGCCGCCACGGGCCGGUCAUGAUGCUCCGGCUCGGCGAGGUGCCCACGCUGGUGGUGUCGUCGCCGGAGGCGGCGCAGGAGGUGAUGAGGACACACGACGCGGUGUUCGCCACGCGGGCGCUGAGCGCCACCGUGCGAGCGGGCACCAUGGGAGGCAGGGACAUCGCCUUCGCGCCGUACGGGGACUACUGGCGCCAGCUCAGGAAGAUCGCCGCCACGGAGCUCCUCUCCGCGCCCCGCGUCGCCUCCUUCCGCGCCAUCCGCGAGGAGGAGGUCGCCGCCACGCUGCGCACGGUGGCCGCGGCCGCCGCGGACGGGCGCGCCGUGGAGUUACGAGCGGCGCUGUGCGCUCUCGUGACCGACUCCACGUCGCGCGCCGUGGUGGGAGACCGGUGCAAGGAGAGCGACGCGCUCAUCCGUGCGUUCGACCGUUCCAUGGAGCUCGCGAGCGGGUUCAACCCGGCGGCGGACCUGUGGCCGUCGUCGCGUCUCGCCGGCCUUCUCAGCGGCGGCGUGCGCGAGAUUGAGGCGAACCUCCACACGGUGUUUGGCAUCCUUGACCGCCUCAUCGAGAAGCGCCUGCAGCAGAAGAAGACUGCUCCAUCGUCCGCCGCCGGCGAGGACAUUCUGGACGCGCUGCUGAGGAUACACAAGGAGGGCGGCGGGCUCCAGUUCCCGCUCGACAUGGACAGCAUCAAAUUAAUCAUCGCUGACCUCUUCAGCGGCGGCGGCGAAACGGUGGCGACGCUGCUGGUCUGGGCAAUGGCAGAACUGAUCCGGAACCCAAUGGCCAUGCAGAAGGCGACAACGGAGGUGCGACGAGCCUUCGCACUGGCUGGCGCCGUGUCAGAGGGCAAGGGCGCGCUCGGCGAGCUCCGGUACCUGCACCUUGUCAUCAAGGAGGCGUCUCGGCUGCACCCGCCAGCGCCGCUGCUGCUGCCGCGCGAGUGCUCGGAGCCGUGCCAGGUGCUCGGCUACGACGUGCCGCGCGGCACGCAGGUGCUGGUCAACGCCUGGGCGAUCGGCCGCGACGAGCGGUGCUGGACCGGCGGCAGCGGCGACGGCAGCUCGCCGGAGGAGUUCCGGCCGGAGCGGUUCGAGGAUGGCGCCGAGGCGGUCGACUUGAGGGGCAACAACUUCGAGCUCCUUCCGUUCGGCGCCGGGCGGCGGAUGUGCCCCGGGAUGGCGUUUGCGCUCGCCAACAUUGAGCUCACGCUCGCCAGUCUGCUUUUCCACUUCGACUGGGAGGUGCCCGACAUGGCCGACCCUGCCAAGCUGGACAUGACCGAGACGUUGGGCAUCACGGCGCGCCGCAAGGGCGACCUCCUGCUACGCCCCGUCCUCCGCAUGCCCGUGCCCGGCGUCUACUAGACGCCGUUGCCAGAAUUUCAGCCAUCUGCUCAGCCUUCUUUCUUGUGUUACAUCUCCUAAUCACCGUUAUACAAGUCACCAGUAACACUAAUAUCGCAAUUAUAUAUGUCAAACACAACAAGCCAUGUUGUAGCCUCGCUGUUAAAUAAGUGGAGAAAGAAUUGAAGGAGAAAAGCCGUGGAAUUAUGCCGCACAAAUCUCUCAUGUUUUGUCCGACUACGGGUGUAAAAAAAAGAAGUCCAUUUUACUUUCUGAA